AUGUCAGAGAACCGUGGUGUCUUGGAUUCCAUCAUUUGCAAUGCAAUUGAUGGUAGCGAUCAUGAGUCUAGCUCAUCGUUCUACACAGAUGAAGAAUAUGCGGCUGUGACGAAGGAUUUUACAAAUCCCAGAGUGCAAAAGAGGCCAUCUUCGAAAAAAAAGAAAAGCAGAAUCAACGACCUGCAGUCCUUGGUAAGCCACUACCAGGAGAACGAAGCUGCUUUGGUGUCUAGCACCAAAGUACUGUCCCGCGAGAUCAUGGGUUAUGAAAUUAAGAUAGCUAGUUUAUAUGGACAGAUGAAAAGUGUCAUGGAUGAAAACAAUGUGCUGAAAGAAGCAUAUAAAAGCUUUUCCAAAAAGAAGGUAGAACCCCUUCGGUUGCCCUCUAGCGAUGAAGAACCCAUCCAUGAAGGAUCGGGUCUGCUUGUUGAUCUCAAGAAAGAAAUUUGCGCCAAGCUGCAGGAUUACAAUGACAUUCAGAGCACAGUGAAUACAAAAUUGGAUGAGAUUCAUAUGUUCUACGAAAAGUACUACGAAGGGCUUGAACUGAAAGUUAACGAUAAACUGUUCGAGGAAGAAACGUCAAAAGAGUUGGCUAAAGUGAGGCAAGAGCUGAAGGACGUGAGAAAGAAUUCCGAGAUCAAAGUGAAUAACUUGAAAAUGCAACUAAUACAGACAACCAAUUCGCUAGAGCUCUUGAAAAAAGAAGCUAAAGCGAAGGAUGACUGUCUAAAGAGUAUUCCUGAGCUCGUCGAAAAAACCAAUCGCACGUUGUUAUCGUACAAGAAAAGCAUCGCCAACCAGAAGGAGACUAUUGAAGCAUUACAAGCGGAAUUGUCCCUACAAUUAGAAGCACAACCGCAAAAGGGGACCCAAUCUCAAGUACAAGCGCUCACCAACGUGACCCUUGUGGACCCUUUUGACGAGAACGGUUCGAAGGAUUUGUUAUCCAUUCAGGAAAGGGAGCUACAAGAACUACGGUUGUACAGGAAAAUAAGCGAUGAGAAAAGCCGAACAGCUCACUUGCAUUUAGAAAGACAAAAUAACACUAUCAAACUGCUCCAGAGUUACAUACAAUCAUUAGUCCAAAGACUGCCACCGUCUCAGCAGCACAAACUUCGCAACGACCAAUCAUCUGAGAACGUCCCCGCUAUGGCAAAUGCACCAAAUUCUGUUUCGUUCUUACCGCUGCAGUCGAGGCAUCUGGAAGCAGACAGCGACCCCCAACGGUUCUUACCAGCAAUUCCAGACGGGAAUUCAGGGUCUGAAAAAGGCACAGUGUCAGUUGCCCCUAAACUGAAUCUUGACCACAUUUCGAGACCACCUUACUUUACAAAACUGCGACCACCGCACCUUAUCAACUUAAAUUCUCUGACAUUAAAAACGCUGCCAAAAGCCAUAAAAAGUACUUACACUGAUCCACAGCAGCUCGUUGACGAUCAUCAACUUCCUUCAAACGACAAACCGCAAGAAAACGCGAACAAUACUGAUCCGUCCAAAAUAGAGACAGUGGAACCUGUCACAGUGGGCACGCCAGCUUCCACCGAAGUGCAAACCUUGAAGGAUUCAAACCUCUUCCCCGAAACUACAUAA
Messenger RNA from Saccharomyces mikatae IFO 1815, 1593 nucleotides. It is a transcript of the gene ASF2, whose product is annotated as Asf2p. Bases 1 to 1593 code for a protein of 530 amino acids. The transcript has a single exon. The record is from RefSeq and is a predicted model, not a curated record. Lineage: Eukaryota; Fungi; Ascomycota; Saccharomycetes; Saccharomycetales; Saccharomycetaceae.